GAAAACAAGGGUUUUGGAGAAAAAAAAAUACAUGUUUAUAUAAUAUAUACUAUCAUAAUGAAAUUAUUGAUUAAUUUGAUCUCUGGGGUAUAUAUUAAAGAAUAAAAGUAAAGAAAAGGAAAGAACAAGGUGAAUUUAUCACCCUUUUUUUUUUCCUCUCUUCUUGUUAUAUAUUAUUUUUUUAUUAUUAUUUAAUAACAAUGACAGUGGCAAUUUUACCAGCCGAUAUUAUUUCAAAUAUAUUUACAUUUUUACCCUUAUCUUGUGUUCAUCAGCUUUUAGAAGAAGGGAAGAAAUCAUCCUGCUAUUUAACGUUUCUUUCUAAACGUGAAUUACUUUCUCGAGUAAAACGAGAAAGCUGGACAAUUAAAUUCUACACGCCAUCUGCCUAUUUUGCUAUUUUAUGUAAUCGAGACAUAAUUCCUUCUACAGCUCCGUUAGCAAGUCUAAACUGCGUAGGCUUCUGCUCUCGAUCCGAAUAUCUACGAUUUGAAACAUUCAAUGAAAAUUAUUUUGAACUUUCAUCUAAUAUCGAUGAUGGGGAGCUUGAAUUUAAAUUAGUGAAAAUUUAUUGCUCACAAUGGAUCAAUUUAUUUACGGAGGAUGAUAAUCGAGGGAAACAAAUAAAGUUGGUUUGGCAAGAAGGAGACCAAAGAAAGCAAUUAACAGAAGACCUUUCUAUUCAUUAUCGAUGUAUAUUAACAACUACUUCUAAUGAACUAAAUCCAUGUAUUCACUGUAAAGAGAAUAAUCGAUGCUAUAAACAUAUCUUUACUAAUUCCCUCAACAAGCAAAUAAAAAAAAUGAAAAUUCAAACCGUACAUGUUUCCUUAAAUUGGUUAAACCAAGGUUUACUUGUUUGAAGGGAAUAGUAGUUUAUAUACGAUAAAUAGAGAGAAUCUAAUAGGCUGAUUAUCAUAUAUAUCUAUCUAUAUAUAUAUAUAUAUAAAUAUGUAUAUAUAUAUAUAUAUCCUUUCUUUUUAUUUUAUUUUAUUUUAUCU
Messenger RNA from Cokeromyces recurvatus, 1001 nucleotides. RefSeq lists its product as uncharacterized. Bases 201 to 863 code for a protein of 220 amino acids. The transcript has a single exon. The record is from RefSeq and is a predicted model, not a curated record. NCBI's taxonomy places the organism in Eukaryota, Fungi, Mucoromycota, Mucoromycetes, Mucorales, Mucoraceae.